Messenger RNA from Grosmannia clavigera kw1407, 3153 nucleotides. RefSeq lists its product as uncharacterized. The transcript is spliced from 2 exons. The coding region runs from base 1 to 3153 and encodes 1050 amino acids. The record is from RefSeq and is a predicted model, not a curated record. Lineage: Eukaryota; Fungi; Ascomycota; Sordariomycetes; Ophiostomatales; Ophiostomataceae.
AUGAAGUUUUCCAGCACCGCCCCCCUUAUCGGGGCGUUGCUCGCUGGCCUCGGCCAUGCGUCUCCCAUGCCCAAGGCUCGCAGUGCCCUGGCAGCUCGGGACGCCAACUGCACCUCGUUCGACAUGAGCAAGAGCUUCGACCAGGCCACGCUAUACGCUGGUUCUGCUCCUGCUGCCGUGGCUGGCGAGGCUGAGGUUAACCUGUUCCUCGGACUGCCCAGCGCUGCCAUCUCUGGUAGUGUUGAUGUGUCUUUCAGCCUCGACUUCCUGACGGCACCGAAGCUCCGGGUGGACCUUGGUGGCGUGAAGGCCUUGGUUGAGCUCGCCAUUCGCGCCGAUGCGGAUGUUUUCGACACGGUUGAGCUUAUCUCCUCGGGUGACCUCUCGCUGGCCAUCCCUGGUGUCCUUGAUGUUGAGGCUGGUCUCGGCCUGGCUCUGGAUCUUGUGAUCAGUGUCAGCGCCUCUGUCGACGUGUCUGCUGGUUUCGAGGUCGAGUUCCCCAUCGGCUCUUUCGUCGAGAUCGACCUCCUUACGUCGUCGGUUUGCGACCACCAGCUGAACGGUCUUGCGGCCAACACUCUGCCCGUGACUCUGGGUGCUGAGGUCGACCUGUCGGCCGACAUCACUCUUGUCGUUGGCCUGCGUCUGCGUACGGAGAUCGACCUGGCCGCCAACAUCGACCCGCUUGGCCUUCCUCUGCUGAGCACCGGUGCUGAGGUCGCCGUCUGGAUCAACCUGUUCGACUACACUGCUCUCAUCGUCGGCGGCUCCAGCGGCCUUCUCAUCGAUGCCACCGUCGCUGAGGACUUUGUGCUGAACGUCGGUAUCCUCAUUGACGUCAACGUUGAUGUGAUUGGCAUCGACGUCCUCGACCUGGAUCUCGCACCCACCGUUUCGGUUGCUCUUGCCACUGCUCCUGCUACCACAACCGCCGUUGCGAUCAGCAGCGCCACUGGUGUCUCGAUGACUGCCACUGGCGGUGCUGCCGCUUCCGUUACUGGCUUCCCUGGAUCGGGUGCACAGGCUUCCGGUUCUGCUGCCGCCUCUGGUGCAUUUGGCGCGGGCUCGUCUGGCUCUGCUUCUGGUGCUGCUGGUUCCAUCCCGUCUGGCUUUGCCAGCGGUUCUGGUGCCUCUGCUUCGGGCGUUGCCGGAUCUAUUCCGUCUGGCUUUGCCUCUGGCUCUGCUUCUGGUGUUGCUGGCUCCGUGCCGUCUGCAUCUGCUGCCGCCUCUGGUGCAUUCGGCUCUGGUUCGGGUUCGUCUGGCUCUGCUUCCGGUGCUGCCGGCUCCGUGCCGUCUGGCUUCGCUCCCGGCUCUGGUUCGGGCUCUGCUUCCAUCUCCGUCUUCGUUUCCGGCUUCGGCUCUGCCACGGACUCUGCUAGCCCCGUCUCUGCUACUGGCGUUGCUGGUUCUAUUCCGUCUGGCUUCGCUUCCGGCUCUGGCGCAUCUGCUUCUGGUGUUGCCGGUUCCGUGCCGUCGGGCUUUGCUAGCGGCUCUGGUUCAUCCGGCUCUGCCUCUGGUGCUGCUGGCUCUGUCCCGUCUGGCUUUGCUAGCGGCUCUGGUGCACCUGGCUCUGGCUCGGGUGCCGGCUCUGCUUCAAUCUCCGGCUUCGUUUCCGGCUUCGGCUCUGCCACGGACUCUGCUAGCCCCGUUUCUGCUACUGACGUUGCCGGUUCCGCUCCGUCUGGCUUUGCUCCUGGUUCGUCCGGCUCGGCUUCCAUUUCCGGGUUCAUUUCUGGCUUCGCCACGAGCUCUGCUAGCCCGGUGUCUGCUUCUGGUGCUGCUGGUUCCGGUUCGUCCGGCUCCGGUUCAUCUGGCUCCGGCUCCGGUUCGUCUGGCUCUGGAUCGGACAGCUCUGCUUCCAUCUCUGGUUUCGCUCCUGGCUCUGGCUCCCCCACGGGCUCUGCUAGCCCCGUGUCUGCCUCUGAUGUGACUGGCUCGGGCUCCGGAUCAUCUGGCUCCGGAUCUGCUGGCUCUGCUUCCAUCUCCGGUUUCGCUCCUGGCUCUGGCUCCCCCACGGGCUCUGCUAGCCCCGUGUCUGCCUCUGAUGUGACUGGCUCGGGCUCGUCUGGCUCGGGCUCCGGAUCAUCUGGCUCUGGAUCUGCUGGCUCUGCUUCCAUCUCCGGUUUCGCUCCUGGCUCUGGUUCUGUCACGGACUCUGCUAGCCCCGUCUCUGCUACUGACGUUGCUGGCUCCAGCCCGGCUGGCUCCAGCUCUGUCCCCGGCUCCGGUUCGGGCUCGUCUGGCUCUGCUUCCGGCAUUGCUGGCUCUAUCCCGUCCGGCUCUGGCUCCAACUCUGCCUCUGCUGGCUUUGCCUCUGGCUCGAUCGUCCCGGCCGCCAGCAACACGGCCACGAUUGUCGCUUCCGGCACGACCUUCACUUCCGUGCCCCAGGCUGCCAUGACGACUUCCGCUGCUGCUCUCACUGGCUUCAGCUCCGUCGUCGGCACGGGUGCCAGCUCGGACCACACGAUUACCUCGACCUACUUCGAGACUCAGGUGGUCACGAUCACGUCCUGCGCUGCCUCAGUUGUCAACUGCCCGGCUUCUUUCACCCAGAAGGUCGUGACUCAGAUCGUUGCCACCAAGACGGUCGUCUACUGCCCGUACGCCUCGACCACCGGAACCGGUGCUAACGGCUCUGGUUCUACUCCUUCCGUUGCGACUGGCGUCCCUACGGCAACUCCCGUGAAGUCGAUUGUUUUCAGCACCUUCCCUGCCUCGUCGCAGCCGCCUGCUAGCACCUUCACGCCGCCUGCCACCGUCUCGGCGACCAUCAUUGCCACCGUGACCUUCGCCAACUCCACUGUUGCAUUUGCGUCGAACUCCUCGACCGCCACCACCGUCUCGGUUGUUGCCACUCCUGCUGCCAAGUCGCCUGUCCUGAGCGUCGCUCCCGGCAUCGACGUCACCGCUGUGGUUGCUGCUGCUGCUGGCCCGUCCGGCAUCAUCACUGCUACCCCGGCUGCUGCCACCACGGCUGUUGCCAGCGCCAGCACCACCAAGGCUGUGGCUGCUGUCACGGCCUCCGCCUCCAGCGUCCACGGCUCCGGCAGCACCAGCACUCCCUAUGCUGUUGUGACGGCCGGUGCUGGCCGCCUGCAGACGGGCGCCGGUGCGUUCGUCAUCAUGCUGGCCGGUGCUCUCCUGCUGUAA